AUGUCUCAAACAACAAAAGAAGCGAUUUACUCACAAUUGCCCAUAUAUAACGUACUUGAUCGAUUUAGUGAUGGAAUGUGGAAGCUCUUAAAUGAACAAAAGAAAACACUUCAAAAAAUUAAAGAUGAAAAGAAGCCAAGAACCAACGUUGCCCUAGAGAAUCACGAAGGUGAAAUAUUGGUUUUUGGUCUUGUAAGUAACAAAAUAGAUAGUCUUGAAGAACAAAUUAAAACCUUGAAAAAGCAGAAUGUAAAACUGCAGACUGAAAAUGAGGAAGCUGUGAAGAAAAUUGAAGAGAUGCGAAAGAAUAUCGACAGAUAUACAUAUAUGGAUGAAUUAAUCGACGACCUGGAAAAAGAUUACCAAAACGAUACUACACAACUCACAGAACACUACGAACAAAAACUUGCCGAAGAAAAGGAACAUAACGUUAAAAUUCUUGCUAAACUAACAGAGCACUACGAACAAAAACUUGCUGAAGAAAAGGAGCACCACACAAAAGAUCUUAUUGAAGAAAAGGAAUAUCGCGCCAAAGAAAUCCGAUCACGCUGUGACAAAAAUGAAAAGAAAAUUAAAAUUUUGCAAAAUAUCAUUAACCAAUUAAGAGGACAUCAUUCUAACAACAAAGAGUUCAAAUAA
Entamoeba invadens IP1 is the source of this 639-nucleotide messenger RNA. RefSeq lists its product as hypothetical. The record is from RefSeq and is a predicted model, not a curated record. The transcript has a single exon. NCBI's taxonomy places the organism in Eukaryota, Evosea, Mastigamoebida, Endamoebidae. The coding region runs from base 1 to 639 and encodes 212 amino acids.